AUGUCCCGAACUCCAGAACAGCCCACCCUAACACCACGCCUCUGCUUCAACCAAACCCAACUACGCGACUUCCUCCGCAUCUCUCGCACCGCCGUAGACGACACCAUCUCGCAGAAUCUAAACGCUUUACAAACCCCCGGCGCGAAACCUUUCGAUCCUUCAUCAACCGCAGAAAGACAACCCAGACCGAUCGGGAGUAGGAGAGCAAUCGACCCUGUGGCAUGCGAUCAUUUCAAGGAGAAGGUUCUGUUUCCGAGUUGGCAGAUGAGGAGUGAUGUGUUGAACUAUUGCGCGGGCGUUGCGACGUCGCCCGAUCCAGAUGAUCCAGAUCAGGUUCUGAGGGAGAGUGAGGAUGCACGGGCGAGGGAACGAUUGGUCGAUGAGCGGCUGGAUCCAUACAGUGCGAGGUACUUUCCUCGAGAAGCAAGAACAGAGUCUCUGGCAAGUUUGAUAAGAAACGAGAGGAUGGUCGAGCAGAUCAUUCGAGCCAGGACAUGGGGACUUGUUGGUGAGAGAUGCGAGAACGAGGGCAUAGAGGCAGAGAAAGCUCUAGAUGAAUGGCGGCGUAGGAAAGCCCAAUCCUGGAACCCAUUAUCAUGA
This is a messenger RNA of Zasmidium cellare ATCC 36951, 600 nucleotides long. RefSeq lists its product as uncharacterized. Bases 1 to 600 code for a protein of 199 amino acids. The record is from RefSeq and is a predicted model, not a curated record. Gene Ontology annotation, cellular component: mitochondrial intermembrane space; mitochondrion. Lineage: Eukaryota; Fungi; Ascomycota; Dothideomycetes; Mycosphaerellales; Mycosphaerellaceae. The transcript is spliced from 2 exons.